AUGUUUUCGCUUUCGCUAUUAAGUAAGGCUUCAUCGGUCUCGGGGCCAGCACAGCGCAAACCUUCGCGUAGCGCCGCGAGUGCAAGUGAUUUAUCCCGGGCGAGCGUUGUUAUUGCUCGCGGCCGGCUCCCCGGCGCAGACACAACAAAGGCGCGAUUGUUGCACCGCGGCCAACAAUACAGCACGGCGCGGCGCCCGGCGGGGGCAGCGACUCGAUUUAUAGCCACCGGGGCUGCCGACGAAAUAUUGAAAGCUCACGACCACCAGAUGUACCAACGCUUGCAAUUC
This is a messenger RNA of Iphiclides podalirius (scarce swallowtail), 288 nucleotides long. Lineage: Eukaryota; Metazoa; Arthropoda; Insecta; Lepidoptera; Papilionidae. The record is from the annotation of a GenBank genome assembly.